UUUUUUUUUUUUAAUCAGCAAAAUAAAAAAAAAUGCCUCGCGAAAUUAUUACACUUCAGACUGGCCAAUGUGGCAAUCAAAUUGGUAGUGAGUUUUGGAGACAGAUUUGUACAGAACAUGGAAUCAGUAACGAUGGUACGUUAGAAGAUUUUGCUACUGAAGGAGGAGAUAGAAAAGAUGUAUUCUUUUAUCAGGCAGAUGAUGAACAUUAUAUUCCCCGUGCACUUUUAUUAGAUCUUGAACCUAGAGUUAUUAACAACAUUAAAGCAUCACCUUACGCUAACUUAUACAACCCUGAAAAUAUUUUUACUUCUCAAGACGGCGGAGGAGCAGGAAAUACAUGGCCAAACGGUUAUUCUCAAGGAGAGAAAUUUGCUGAAGAUAUAUUAGAUAUGGUGGACAGAGAAGCAGAUAAUAGCGAUUCACUUGAGGGAUUUAUGUUACUGCAUUCAAUUGCUGGUGGCACUGGAUCUGGUUUAGGAUCAUUUUUAUUAGAGAAACUGAAUGAUCGUUAUCCAAAGAAAUUACUUCAAACAUAUUCGGUUUUCCCUAAUUCUGAAGAAGUAUCAGAUACAGUUGUUCAGCCUUACAAUAGUAUGCUUGCACUUAAGCGAUUGACUCAUAAUGCAGAUAGUGUAGUGGUCUUGGAUAAUACAGCAUUAUCUCGAAUCGCAACUGAUCGAUUACAUAUUCAACAACCUACAUUUGAACAAACAAAUCAACUUGUGUCUACCGUCAUGUCAGCAAGUACAACAACACUUAGAUAUCCGGGUUAUAUGAAUAAUGAUCUUGUGGGCAUUGUUGCAUCAUUGAUUCCAACACCUCGAUGUCAUUUCUUAACGACUGCAUACACACCAUUUUCAAGUGAGCAAGUAGAAAAGGCUACUUCUAUUCGCAAAACAACAGUAUUAGAUGUGAUGAGAAGAUUAUUACAACCUAAAAAUAGAAUGGUAUCUAUUGUGCCAUCAAAGAGCAGUUGCUAUAUUUCAAUACUUAAUAUAAUUCAAGGAGAAGCAGAUCCCACAGAUGUUCACAAAUCUUUAUUACGUAUUCGAGAAAGAAGACUAGCAUCAUUUAUACCAUGGGGACCGGCAAGUAUUCAAGUCGCCUUAUCUAAAAAAUCACCUUACGUACAGACACCACAUCGAGUGAGUGGAUUAAUGCUCGCGAAUCACACGAGUGUUGCUUCAUUAUUCAAACGUACAUGUGAUCAGUAUGAUAAGUUGAGGAAAAGAAAUGCAUUCUUGGAACAAUACAGAAAAUAUGCCAUGUUUGCAGAGGAUUUGGAUGAAUUUGAUGAUUCACGAAAUGUUGUUCAGGAAUUGAUUGAUGAAUAUGAAGCAUGUGAGACACCUGCAUAUAUUAAUUAUGGUAUGAAUAGAGACAAUCAAAUGGAGACGUCGUAAUUUAACACAUGACGGAUAUUUAUUAGAAGUCUUUUCUCCCUAAUAAUUUCUUGUAUUAAAAAAGGUGACAGUUCAAAAAUUUUAAAGUACGACAUAACUGAGAAAAGAUGUAAAUAAAGUAAACAAUCGAAAAAAAAA
Molecule: messenger RNA, 1544 nt
Organism: Cokeromyces recurvatus
Lineage: Eukaryota; Fungi; Mucoromycota; Mucoromycetes; Mucorales; Mucoraceae
Product: tubulin gamma chain
Exons: 7
Coding region: 33-1406 (457 amino acids)
Biological process (GO): cytoplasmic microtubule organization; microtubule nucleation; mitotic sister chromatid segregation
Cellular component (GO): gamma-tubulin complex; cytoplasm; microtubule
Molecular function (GO): structural constituent of cytoskeleton; GTP binding
Source: RefSeq, a predicted model, not a curated record